Messenger RNA from Branchiostoma belcheri (Belcher's lancelet), 3094 nucleotides. Its product is annotated as E3 ubiquitin-protein ligase DTX1-like. Gene Ontology annotation, molecular function: zinc ion binding; ubiquitin protein ligase activity. The record is from RefSeq and is a predicted model, not a curated record. Gene Ontology annotation, biological process: protein ubiquitination; Notch signaling pathway. Lineage: Eukaryota; Metazoa; Chordata; Leptocardii; Amphioxiformes; Branchiostomatidae. Gene Ontology annotation, cellular component: nucleoplasm.
AUUCAGCAGACAUUGGUCCGGUCCUUUUUCUUCAGCUGCUGCAGUGACCAACAUCUAAUGUUUUCAUCUUAGGCUGAUUUCUGCUGCCCAAAUCUCAAGAUCUCCUUCUUAAGGAGAGAAAGAGAUGGCGACGUACAUCCCCAGCGGAUGCAGCAGCGUCGCGGCGGCCAGCGGGACCGUGGCGGGGCCCGUCGCCAUGCCUAACGUGGUGGUGUGGGAGUGGCAGACGGACACCGGACACUGGCGCCCGUACGAGCCGGCCGUCUGUCGCCUGCUGGAGCAGGAGUCACCGACACCGAGUGUUGGUCUGGUGAAGGCUGACCAGCGGCUGGGGGUGUAUGUGGUGGACAAGGACACCAUGGAGCAACUACGGACAGAUACAGGCACAGUGCGAUCUGUCAGGAGAAAGGAGUACCCCCCAGAAUCUGCCCCAGGCCGGGGGGUGGUGUGGCAGUGGUGGGGGGACUGCGCCUGGUCACUCUACGACAUGGACACGUGCUACGUCCUGGAGGGCGCGUACAUCUCCGGCUUGCCCUCCGUCGACCUUCUGCACACCAUGGCCAACCUACCGUACACCAUAGACUUCCGAACCAUGACUCAGACCCGACAGGAGACGGGCUACACCAGGAAGAUCCAGCGAGUUCAGAUGCCUGUCGUGUACCCACUGUCGGGAAACUAUAACUACGUCAGCACCGGCAAGAUGCCAAGUCCCACUUAUGUGAACGGCCAUGUACACUGCAAUACAGCCGUAGUGCCAAGCACGUCUGUUGGAGGGAGCAAUAAAAGGACCCAUAGUGCUAGCAGUGUAGCGGCGCCACCUAGCGUUUCUGGCGUGAAAAGCAGGAACGGGAUGAACUCGAAACUGUCGACAAGUACAAAUGGUAUGGCGGCGGUGUUUCCUCCUGCUACCACGCCGUUACCCGUGAACGCAGGAGCGAGGCCGCGAGCACGGAGCACGCCCGCGCUGGUCAGCGGAGGACAGCCCACGACGGUCGUCGCACAUAACAGACAUGCCAUUUCCCACCUAACACACGCAGUCACAGGUAUGACAGGCUUGCUGAUGUCCCCAGCCCUACCUGUUCGCCUGACCCACUGCACAGGACCCAUCCUCAGCCCCCCGCACGUGUCAAAAAUGGAGUGCCGCCCUGUACAGGGGGUCCCCCCUCCCAAGAAACUUCGUAGGAAAUCCUCCAAGACCAAGAACAGCCUGAGUGGACCUGACGUCUUGAAGAAAUACUCUGUUAAGAUGAAGGAACAACCCCCAGAUGAGGAUUGUCCCAUCUGCUGUGAGAACUUAAGAGGACCAUCUGGUUACGAUGCCACAGACAACAUGGCCCCGACCAUGGUGACCAAACUGCAGCACUGCAACCAUGUGUUCCACGGAGUCUGUCUACUCGCCAUGUACAACAGUGGGUCAAAGGAUGGCAGUUUGCAGCGUCCCACCUGUAAGAUGAUCUAUGGGGAGAAGUGGGGAACCAGCCGCCCGGCACCCAUGGACUACCACGUCAUCCCCUACCCACUACCCAGCUAUGUGGACUGUCACACCAUCCGAAUCAUCUACACCAUACCACAUGGCAUACAGGGUCCAGAACAUCCCACCCCAGGGAAGAAGUACACAGCACGAGGCUUUCCUCGCCUCUGCUACCUGCCCGACACUGAAAAAGGACGCAGGGUACUCCUGUUGCUGAUUAAGGCGUGGGAACGUCGCCUCAUCUUCACCAUCGGUCGCUCCACGACCACGGGAGAGGACAACACCGUCACGUGGAAUGAGAUCCACCACAAGACGGAGUUCGGCUCCAACGUGACUGGCCACGGCUACCCAGACCCCGAGUACCUGGAUAACGUCAUUGCGGAGCUGGCGGCACACGGGGUGACUGACUGAGUGCAAACACAACACGCACGUCGGUAGAACAUACCGCGCCUGCGCAGGACUCUGGAUUUUCGCAGUUUUCGUUGGAUUUUUGGUCAACGUUGCAUCAGAAUUUUGCCUGUUGCAGACGAUAUCUUUUCCAACAUAACAUUUGGAAACUAUUGAUGGAAUGCUAACCUUGUAUGCGCGAAUACAACCUUAUAUGAGACGUUCUGCCAAAGUGCUAUGAUCAAUACAUUAUGGAUUUCGCGCAGGUGCAGUACGUUCUGCUGACGUGCUAACACAACAGACUCUAUAGUCACAUGGUUCGGAUUUAGUGCAACUUUUAGUUCAGCAGUACUUGGUGGGCAUUGUAGGAUUUUGGCACCAAAACUUCAAAUAUUCUGAAUCUAAAAUAUCUUUUCAGAUUAGCAUUUGCCAACUAAUUUUUCCUGAAAUCACAUAAUUUUUCCAUAUUCUGCUGUUUGUAAAUAACACAAAAGCAAGCCACUCAAAAUUUUUAGUAGUCUUUGAAAAAACUGCUUAGUCAUAUGUUUAAGACUUUCUCCUGAAGUCACAUCCAUAUGCUGUGAAUACUGCUGGGUAGUGUAAUAAUGUAGAUCAAACUCAUGUACUGAUAUGAAAAAAAUUACCCAAAUCAAUGACUUUGUCUCUGUUUUGAUCGGUCAGAUUCUACAAUUCCCAUGUUUAUAAGGUGACAAAGAAAUGUACAUGUACUACUAAUAUUAUGAUAUUGCUAACACAUUCAGUUAAACGAUUCUCUAGAUUUCUGUUAUUAAUUUACUGUAUAGUAUUGACUGGGACCAGUUUGAAUGACUAGCCAGGUCUUUUGAAACUGGCCACGGACUGGGAAAGAUCCAUGUCCAAUAUACACUGGUUCAACCUAGUUUUUAACUGGUUAACAUGUAUAUAAUGUCCUGGAACAGAAAUGCAUUCCAAGGCUCAAAGUACUAUUAGUAGCACAAGAUCCUGCAUAUAUGCGGGUUACUGCUGGUAAAUUUGGAGUUCUGCAAGUACAUGUAUUUCUUUCUUUCUGAAGUGCAACACACUAGCAUGGCCAGAGAAUAGGGUUUUAAAUACCUUGUAUCGUAGCAAGCAUAGUUUGUAAAAGCCAAUUUGGUUACAAUCAUGCAUUUUAGUGUCAAAAAGAAGUAUCACAUCUUUGUUGACAGAAUCAAAGUUCACAAUUUGAUGAAAUCAGAAGUACCAGUAAAUGCUGUCUUA